Messenger RNA from Aethalodelphis obliquidens (Pacific white-sided dolphin), 1985 nucleotides. It is a transcript of the gene TMEM169, whose product is annotated as transmembrane protein 169. The transcript has 2 exons. The record is from RefSeq and is a predicted model, not a curated record. Bases 560 to 1453 code for a protein of 297 amino acids. Lineage: Eukaryota; Metazoa; Chordata; Mammalia; Artiodactyla; Delphinidae.
UGGAGUUGUGCCAUUGUUGGAUGGCUUGUUCAAAGUUGCGUUCAACCAUUUGAGUAUAGUUGUAAUGGCUGACCCAAUAGCCAGAAGCCUGGAGUGCUGGUGCCCGCCAUAGCAAUCCCCAUCUAUGGUGAGAGGAAGAAUGGUCCUUAAUCUGUCUGUAAGGCUUCCUCACCCAACUUCCUUAUACUUGGCAUCCCCCAGCUAGAUUGAUGAGUUUUACACAAUAUAUGCAACACAAAAUAUGGCAACACAAAUAAUAUUUUAUUAACAAUGAUUCAUUCCUGUAAAAGUAUUUCCAUAGCACUCCCCAAAUAAACUUUUAUGAGAAAUAAAGGGGGCAAAGGCUCCUGCCCAGUUGAGGACCACUUCCUAAACCCCUCUCCGUCUCACCCUGUUCAUUCCCUGUUGAUGAUUUUGCUUUCCUCUCUUUCAAGUGCAACUCAUCGUUGGAACGUCUUUGCAUAGCCCCAUCCUGGAAGAAGCUCUGUGAUGUGUGGAUCGUGAGUUUGCUCAAGCAAAUUGGACUCUUUACAAGGAAUAGCUAGAUUUGAAGACUAGGAUGGAAGAGCCAGCACCAGUGGAAGGCCAGGGCCAGCUCCCAAGCCCCCACCAGGGCUCUCUGAGGAAAGCCAUGGCAGCUGCCCUGGCCCUUGAUGGGGAAUCCACACUGGGUCGCAGGAAAAAGAAGAAGAAAGAGUCCCGCCCAGAAUCUAUUAUCAUCUACCGGUCAGAGAGUGAGAAACUGGAUGAGGAGCCUGGGGAAUUAGAAGGUGGAGAUCAGCCUAAAGAGGAGGAGGGAGAUGAUUUCCUAGACUAUCCUGUGGAUGAUGGUAUGUGGAACAUGCCUGUGGACAGCCGCUAUGUCACAUUAACUGGGACCAUCACCCGAGGGAAGAAAAAGGGGCAGAUGGUGGAUAUCCAUGUCACGUUGACAGAGAAGGAGCUGCAGGAACUCACCAAGCCUAAAGUGUCUUCAAGGGAAAUGGCACCUGAAGGCAGAAAGGCCUGCCAGCUGGGAGCAGACCGUGGGCCCCACGUGGUCCUCUGGACGCUUGUCUGCCUGCCUGUGGUUUUCAUCCUCUCCUUCGUGGUCUCUUUCUACUAUGGCACCAUCACCUGGUACAAUAUCUUUCUUGUGUACAACGAGGAAAGGACCUUCUGGCACAAGAUCUCAUGUUGCCCCUGCCUCAUUCUCUUCUAUCCAGUGCUCAUCAUGGCCAUGGCCUCUUCCCUGGGCCUCUAUGCUGCCGUGGUCCAGCUCUCAUGGUCCUGGGGAGCAUGGUGGCAAGCUGCCCGGGACAUGGAGAAAGGCUUCUGUGGCUGGCUGUGCAGCAAGCUGGGUCUGGAAGACUGUUCUCCCUACAGCAUUGUGGAGCUGCUUGAAUCUGACAAUAUCUCAGGCAAUCUGUCCAACAAGGAUGCCACCCAGGAGGUAGAAACAUCCACUGUCUAAACUCCCAACAACUUACUUGAUUCUCUGGUCUCAGUAGCUGUAUAUCAUCUUCCAAUUUCAGAAUAUUCCUUCUUUAAAUUAUUCCUCCCCCGCCUUCCCCCGUACACAGUUCUUCUGGAAAAUUUUAGCUCACACUGAUCUGUCCUACCAUCUUGUUGGUUUCCAGGAGGGCAGAAAACAGAAAAGCAAUCUGUGCCCAGAUAGUCCAUCCAAUGGAUAAACUCUUCUUCAUUCCUUGACCUAAGAUGACCAUUUUUCUGAGACAAGGGAGCUCAGGUGUGUGUCAGUUCAGGAGCUUGGAGGUGUUCCUGGUGCCUGGAACCCAGGGGAGAUGUGACUAAAUGUGACAGGGAGAAUAAGGAGGCUCACGGGAGACCCAAGUCCACCAAUAAGAUAAUAGAUAGGGAUGGAGUGAAAUAUUUAAGAAGCAGGCUGCAACAGUGUAGCAGAAUGUAAAGAUAUGUGUGUAUCACUUAGAUUUUGAUUUAUAUAUUAAAUAUAAUUAAAAUCCAAAUAUCAGUAGUUUAAACAA